This is a messenger RNA of Microtus oregoni (creeping vole), 1329 nucleotides long. Its product is annotated as eotaxin-like. Gene Ontology annotation, biological process: G protein-coupled receptor signaling pathway; monocyte chemotaxis; inflammatory response. Gene Ontology annotation, cellular component: extracellular region. Gene Ontology annotation, molecular function: CCR chemokine receptor binding; chemokine activity. Lineage: Eukaryota; Metazoa; Chordata; Mammalia; Rodentia; Cricetidae. The transcript has 3 exons. The record is from RefSeq and is a predicted model, not a curated record. Bases 122 to 415 code for a protein of 97 amino acids.
UCUGGAAGCUUCCACCCACUCUGCUCCCUAUAAAGGUAGACAGGAUAGCCAGCAGAGCAGAGAGACAGAGAGGCAAAGAGGCUGAGAUCAACGCAGAAACGUCCAACUGUCUCCCUCCACCAUGCAGAUCUCCACAGGGCUUCUGUGCCUGCUGCUUGUGGUCACUGCCUUCACCUCCCAGGUUUUGGCUCACCCAGGGUCCAUCCCAGCUUCCUGCUGCUUUGUGAUGACCAGUAAGAAGAUCCCCAAACAACUACUGAAGAGCUACAAAAACAUCACCAACAGCAGAUGCCCCCUAAAAGCCAUAGUCUUCAAGACCAAGUCGGGCAAAGAUAUGUGUGCUGACCCCAAGCAGAAGUGGGUCCAGGAUGCCACAAAGUACCUUGACCAAAUCCUCAGAAUCCCAAAACCAUAAACCAUCCCAUCUGUUGAGACUAAACCACAGCCUAAAACACAAAUGCUUGAUUUAUUCCCCAUUCCUAAGCUGUGCUCUCGGGUCGUCUCAACACCAUUCCCCAAGGACUUGACCUCAUUUCGUUACGGGUGGGACUGGAAGUCAUUAUGUCCUGUGAAAUAAGCCAGACGCGGAAAGGUUGUGUAAUUUCUUAAAUAUGCAAAAUCCUAAAGGGGGGCUUAAAAGAUGCCAGAUUAUUGAGGAAUGGGGUGGAACAGGAUGGGGGAAUAAUUGAGGAUAAUACAGGAGUAAAUAUGAUCAAAACACCUUAUAGACGUGUGAAAAUGUCAUAAUAUAAUGCAUUGCUUUGCAUAAUUAAUAUAUAGUAAUUAAAUAUUAAUAUUUUAAAAGUUGUUACAUUUACAUACUUGGAGUUUUAAAGCAUAUUUUUAUGGAUAUCAGUUCUUUUUGUUGUUUAUUUGUUUGAGACGGUGCCUUACUGUAUCACUCUGGCUGACCUAGAACUCAGUAUAUAGACCAGGCUGUCAAACUCACAGAGAUCAACCUGUCUCUGCUUUCCAAGUGCUGGGAUUGUAAAGGAAUGUGCUACCAUGCUAAACCAAUGUAUUUUUUAUUAGUAUAUACUAAUUAUAUGUAAUAACAUAUUUCAGUACAACUUUUUCUUACAUAUCAUUUUUAAUGCCUGAGCCUUUUUAAUUGUUUUUAUUGAGCUAUGUAUCUGAGCUUGAGGAGAUUCCUAUCCCUCUGUUAGUCCAGAUUAAGUCCUCUUGUGGUCUCCUCCCCAUUUACCUGGUAACGGUCACUGUUAUGGAAGUCUAUUUUUGUAUUUCCAGGAGGAUAUUGUUAUUGUGGAUGUAAGGUGUGCAGUGUCAAAUGGAAGGGAAUUGAUUUGGCAUUCAUAAAAUCCAUGUGUA